Molecule: messenger RNA, 6347 nt
Organism: Danaus plexippus (monarch butterfly)
Lineage: Eukaryota; Metazoa; Arthropoda; Insecta; Lepidoptera; Nymphalidae
Product: serine/arginine repetitive matrix protein 2
Exons: 11
Coding region: 134-4447 (1437 amino acids)
Biological process (GO): cell-cell junction organization
Cellular component (GO): plasma membrane; apical junction complex
Source: RefSeq, a predicted model, not a curated record
CGCUCGUCGCGUGCGCACGUGUGUUCACUACAGCGAUCAAUCAACCGUUAUCGUCCUACAUGAAAACCUAAUGAACGGAAGAGGUAGCUGCAUGUGUUAGUGUUGUGAAGUACUGUGUUGUGUUCAUGUUGGAAUGGAGGAGGUUCACAUAUCGGAUUGGCCGGAGCCUCCCGGCUCGCAUGCAUGGCUGCCCGCUUACGGCUUCCAGCAUGAAAUAAUGGAGAAAGACGAGUAUUUCGUCUCCAAUGGUGACAAUGGCAGCAAUCACGCUUUGUACCUUGAGACAAUUGUCGAGGAGACAAGCGAUGAUUUGCGAUCAGAACGCUCUUCUGCCGCUACUUGGCUAUCUGAUUCGGAUGCUGACUCUGUUAUCCAUGUACGAGGAACUGCAGGUUCUGAUUGUGACAGCGAGUCUGAACGUGAGUGGGCGUGUCCUGCCAAGAGACGGCGCAGGGAGCGCGCCACCUCGCCCAUCAGCACGGGUUCCCUGUCGCGCUCCUCCAGUCUAGCCCAAUUCGAAUCCCUGGAACGGUCGUGUGCCGCCCCCGUGUCCCCCAGCCUGUCCCCGGACUCUCUGGAAUCACCUCCAGCGUCCCCGCCUCCCACUCGUCCUGCGCCCCGUGUCCAUCUCUCCACCGAGAACCUCAGCGAGGACAGUGGUUACAGCGAACGCGCCCGCCGUCCUCCCCCUCCCCCGCCGCCGCCCGCUCGUCUCCACACACCCGAAAUAGCCCGCGGGCCGGUCGCUGGCAGCGUGCCCUGUCUCGCCUCUCCCAGUGCCGGUCGCCGUCAGCCGCGGUCCGUGCGCUCGCUCUCACUGCCGGCCGAGCUGGAUGUCUGCUCCGAGCCACUGCGUCACGCCGCUGCCACACACACGGCCAGGUUCAGACAGACCUUCGAAGUUUGUGACAGCUUCACCGUCAGUGUGGCGGACCUGACGGCCCUCGACUACCGCGGGGCCCCGCGCCGGCCCCGCCUCCCCCCGCCGCCUCCCCCGCCGAGGCCCUCGCACCGGCCGCCGCCGCCGCCACGAGACGAUGUGGUGGUGCGCCCCUCGUGCACCUCGCGCGUCACGCCGGCCCGCGAGCCGAGCGCCGGCAGCGAUUCUACCACCGAGUCGGAAAGGGCGUUCGCGAUUGAAAUGGAAGCGACCGCACGUAGAUUAGACGAAAAUGCCAAAAAAGCUCUCGCCGACACUGGAAAUUACGACCGUGAAAUAUCAGUGCUGACCGCGAGACGACUCCAGGACUCGUGGGCGGUCUGGGACGACGUGCUCGAUGAGUUGAGGAGAAGGAUGGAACCGUCGUCACCCACGCCGUCGCCCCCGAGGACUCCCUCACCCGAACCCAUCCGGGAGCCCGCGUUCUCAUCGACCCCUCUCCGUCCGGGAGACGCGCGGGUCCGGUCCACCCCCGAGCUCCGGGCUCGAGCGACGCCCCAGCGGGAGACCCCGGAGGAGUUGCGCGCCUCCUUACAACUCAUGGCCCCUCGUCCUGAACCGUUGCCUCCUAUACGGUCCGUGUCCACCGGGUCGAAGGGCGUGACGUUUUCCCCGGUGGUGGCCGAGGUCAGCUGGCGCGAGACGAGCACGAGCAGCAGUCAGAGCAGCGACAGACGGACGAGCGAGAGUUCUAGUGCGAGCGUGGACGGCGCUGACGCAGAGGUCGUCGUAGUGGAGGGGACCGGCGAGUCGGCGCGAGCGACGCACGCAGAACGCACCGCAGACAUGACGGAAACGGCCGCGCGCGCGCCUCGCGGCAGGAUCGCCGGGUUUCUAUCGCGGUUCGCGAACUUCCGUUUCUCGGGGCGCAAGGAGAAAAAGACGCGCAGCGCAGGCGCGAACAACAGGGCGGGCGGCGGCACGGCGACGGCGGCAGACGGGCAGGGGGCGCGAGCGGGCACCGGCGCGCCGCAUUAUGUACGGAUCCCCUUGAAGGAGGAAGGUGUGUCACGCUCCACGGCAGUCCCGGCGGGCGGCGUGGCGCACAAGCCGCCGCGGCCGCGCCCGCCGCCCGCUCCGGCGCCCGGGGUGCUGGAGACGGACGUGGACACCCAGCGCACGGUGCUGCACGCCCGCUCACUGCUCGCCCUCGGACCGCCCGACCAGCGCACCCCGCGGCCACACAAGUCCAUGGAGUUCCUGCUAGACAAGGACAGCGCGCAAGCUAUACAGCCUCCGGAAAACGAAUUGCAGAAGAAUUCCGACCGCGUGCUCUCUGAGCACGAACUUCGGGUUCAAAGAUCAUUGCAGAAGCUCAAUGUGCCAGAAUGGUACAAGAACGCCCCAGCCCCGCGCGAGGGCUUCCUUCUUCGGAAGCGGUUGUCCGACGCUUCAUCAGCAGCUCGGUGGAGUGGUCUUAACUCGAAGACCACAUCACUGGGCAGUCUCGGUGCUAACAACGCCCAGCCCCCGCCACCUCAGCUAUCACCUCACACAACCAGUUUCGGUAGAUGGUCUACCAGUCGACUUAACUCGAAUCAAACCUCCCCGUGUUCGUCUACCCGCAGCAGUGUCCGCGGCGCCAGUCCCCUGUGCUCGCCGUCUGCUCGUUCUUCUUUCAGCGCUCGUCAGCCCUACCUCGGCUGGAGGAGUCAGGAGAGACUCAACUCCACUCCACGAACGCCGCAUGAGAGGCUAGCUUCUUCUCUUCUUCAGCAGUCCGCUUCAGCGAAAGCCGCAGAGGAGAUACAGACGUCGAUAAAGGAAGUGACGUCAGCGAUCGUCCACUACGUAUCAGGCUUAGAGCCGGCAAACGGUGACGUAGAGAGGCAACCUUCGCCGCGCUCCAGUCAGAAGUUGUACUGGCUCGAAAGCUCGUUUGUUGGUACAAAACCGCUGGAAUCUCCUCAGACUCCGCUGGUGGUGUCGGAGUCCCUGCCCCCGGCCCACCCCCGGCCGCCCUCCUCCCUGCGCCUCGAGCACCGCGCGGCGCCCGACUGGCAGGAUUCUCAGCGUUCUCUAAACCUGGGCGUAACUCGCCCGUCCCCGGGUUCAACGACCCUCGAAGACGUGCUGGAUUCACUUCUGGGGCUUCCUUCUCAGCCCACCAGAGUUCCCACUCCUCAACCCAGCCCAAGGAAAUCAGCGAGUCCAUAUUACUUGCUCAGCGGAAAGAGUCCUCGCUACGAGCAACUGGCUAGCAGCGGCCACAGCAGCAUUUCGCCAGCUUCCCGUUUCCUCGGCACACCCAGUGAAGCCCCCAGCUCCCUCACCGACCCCAGCCCGGACCACGAUCGACCAGGGAAGGAUACAGUUGAUACUCCUGCUAUGCAGGAAACGAGGCGAUCGCGGUCUCAGGGCGAGCACUCUCGCAGGAGGAGUGAGCCCUUCGCUCGUCCUAGUACAUCCCUCGACCGCCGCACCAGUCUCGACGUUGCCGCCCUGCGCGAACAGAACCUCACCCAUCACGACUCCAGAACCUCCCUCGCCUCACUCCAAACCGAAAACAGCACAGAUGACACCUGCGUCAAGUGCAAGUACCCUAAAUGUUCAUCCCGAGCCCCAUUACCGGAUGCCAAGAGGCAUUACAAAACUUGCCACAACUGUACCACCAUGUACUGUUCCAAAGAAUGUAGACGAGCCCAUUGGGAAAAGCACAGGAAGGUCUGUCUACACUCUCGUGCGAGCAGUUUGUGUAGACAAAUUAUAUCGGCCGCGAAAGAGGAUUCCGACUCUCUGCAUCAAAUCAGUACGAUCGCUCAUAAGGGAUAUCUGGCCCAAGGUAGAGGUGUUGUCAAAAUCUUCUUCACGAGUCCAGAGGCGGCUGAGAAGUUCACCACGCACGGCUACCAGUACUUGAGCGAACCGGAAUUCGUCAAAUGGACUUCUCUGCAGCCAAAUGAAAUGGGCGCCGAACUAUACACAGAGGUCGUAAAACUUUGCAAGGCUUACAAUCCAGAAACGAGAGUAAUUUUAUACGUAGCGGUGUGUAUCAUUAGCGAAGUACCAACAAAAGGCGCCGUUAAAUGGGAGAGACAGAUGGUGUCCAGGUGUGCUAAACUUCGUUUAAGCAAAACUGUUUCAUCGGCCAUCCAAGAACAGAACAGAAAAAGAAAUAGAAGAGACAGUAAGGGAACACCCGAUGACCGCGAGACCUUGAUACUGACCUCCAAAUUAACGAACGCGGGGGAGAAGAACGCAGCGACAGCGCACAAGUUCAGGGAGAUAUGCUUCAGGAACAUCCUGAACGAAUUGGAGAGUCGCGGCGUGGUGAUGAAGAAACAUUUCCCCGAAGUGUACUCGCGGCUGGCGGCUUACGUGGACGGCACCAGCGACAGGUUCAUACCUAUGACGAUAUACCCGAAAGACGUCACCAGUGGGCGGUCCUUCGUCUGCGUCAUCAUGCCGGACAACGACACGGAAUGCGGAACUGCGAUCGAUAGCAAAGUGACUACAGUGGAUGUUGGGGUGGAUCGCUCCAAACACCAGCUCUCAACGCCGAUGUAGAGAAAGAUCCUCACGUUCACCAGAAUACAAGUGGACGGCCAUUUUGAUGUUGGUGAUUGGAGUCGAUUCGAGCUUGUGGGCGGCCAUGUUGGAUGUUGGAAUGGAUCCAAGCUGUUAGCUGACGUCACACGAUAGAAUUAAACAUAUAUUCCUUGGUAUGAAGGACGCAAUCGCUCAAAACUGUUCUCGUUCGUUCUUAUGACGUAUGAAUUGUUCGAUAAUUCUUAUUGAUUCCACGUUUUGAAUCUCGUUUGUGGAUGUUUAAUGUGCUCCUCCUUAUUGAUAGUACACUUUCUUCUAUAGCUGUAUUUCUACUUGAAUGUUCGAUUCCAAGAUUCGUACUUAAAGACGAGUUAAGUGUACAUUCCUUACGAAAAGACAUUUUUUAUUUCAAAUAAAAAGACUUAUUUUAUAGUCCAAUACGACUUAGUAUAUGUAAAACAAUAUUUAAAAUAUUAUAUAUAUAUAACAUUUGAUUCUAAGAAUUCUAUUCUAUUCUAGAUUCUAUAAAAAAACAUAUUUAAAAAACCAGAUACCGGUUGCAAACAAUGUUGAUUGUAACUCAAAAAAAAAAUUUCCUGCAAACAAAAUUUUAAAUUUCAAUUUAUUACUGUAUUCAUGUCUAUAUGAUAAUGACAAUAUUGUAAAUUGACAUUACAUAUAUAUUUAUAACUAAUUAAUUAUUUAUAUAAUCAGUGUCUUUAUAAAUGUAAUUUUAUACAAAGCAUUUAAGGCUUGUAGUUAUGCAAAAUAUUUUAUUGUAAUAAAUAAAUUUAUUCCUAAACGACAGAAUCAUAUACAAAAUGAUAAAAAAAAAAUACCCUAUCCUGUCUGAUGAAUUUAGGUGUUAAUUGUUGCUUAAAAAUAUAUGGGUAGUCUUACGUUUGUUUAAAGAAAUAUAUAUUUAUUAAUAUUUCUGUUAUAAAUAAUUAUCAGAGAGAUCAAUUGUAUUAACAUAAAAAAAAAAACACUUUAAACCUGAACAAUUAUUCAUAAUGAAAAAAAUAAAAUCAUUUAACCAGGAAAAAAACAUUAAAGUCUUAACAGUGCCAACUUGAAAUAAUCAAAAUGAAUUUGAAAGUUUUGUACUUUUACAAACACCAUUGUACAGAUUUUUGUAAACAAUUUUAAUGCUAUAGCUUCUCGUAUUAUAGAAUCAUGCCUACAUAAAAAAGUUUUUUAUAAUCUGUGGAAAGCGUCAUAAAGUAAAACCUUUAGUAAUCUCAUAUUGGCUAAAUUACUGUAUUAUCAUAGAUGUAUCCAUUAAUAUUACUUGGAAUGAUUUAAAAUUAGGACCACUACAAACAAUUUUCUGCUUCACAUUUAGAUACAUGUCAUUAGAUAAUUAAUUUGUUUUAAAUCUGAAUAGUUUUUAUAUGCAAUAGAUUUAUAGUCUACAUUUACUACCGUUAUUUCAAACAUAAAUUUUGUUCGACAUUUUAUUGUUACUGUUACGAUGUUAGUGUUCAAAAUAAUUAUUACUUUGGUGUUAUGAUUGUGUUCUGUAACAAUUUAUAUACAUAUGAAUGUGAACAAGGUAAAGAGAAUUUUGUAUUUCACAAUAUAUUAUUUAUAUAUUUAAAACUAAUCUCUAAGCGAAUGAUUUGAUGGUGCUUGUGAUUUGUUUGACACUUCAAGCGCCGAAUUUAUAUUGUUGAAAGCCCGCUGUACAUUGGAGCUUCAUAUUUGUUAACUACAGAAGCUGUGUUAUUCCUCAGCCUAGUUGAAAGCGUAUUCAUGUAGAUAUUUUAACUAUACAUGUAUACUAUCAAUGGAUAAACGCAAAUAAAAUUUCUAAAAUUGAUACCAUAUCAAUUGUUUUGUCAUAGUCAGGAAUAGAUUUUUUUUAUCUAAUUGUCCCUAUUAUAUACGUAUUUUAAAUAUACGGUACAGCCUAAAA